Molecule: messenger RNA, 2503 nt
Organism: Puccinia graminis f. sp. tritici CRL 75-36-700-3
Lineage: Eukaryota; Fungi; Basidiomycota; Pucciniomycetes; Pucciniales; Pucciniaceae
Exons: 3
Coding region: 63-2315 (750 amino acids)
Source: RefSeq, a predicted model, not a curated record
UACACAUUCACUGAACAGGGAAGAUUUUUGUUCCUCGACUCUUCAAGAAGAGCUGAAGAAGAAUGGCCCUCACUGAAGAGGCUUUUAGUAGCAACAUUGUGGGCCGCUCUCCGGAUUCCAAGACUGCUACGAUUCGAAAAGCUUUCAGCCGGCCAGCGAUGAUGAUGACUGACAGCCUCUGUUCGUCUUCGACCUACUCGAUCGAAUCUGCCGGGGAUCCGAACCGGCCAGAUUGCCAGACCCAGCCCGAGCUACAGUCCAGCCGACAACGCUCAGUGACGAUGGACAGUACCACCGGCUCCAGUGUCGAGACCGUCACCGGGCUCAGACUGAUGGUCUUGGAUGAGCACCAUCACCUUGUUACUCAGCCGGAAGAAUCUGCUUCAUCCUCCACCAGGGCCAGAAACGCCGCCAGUGGCUGCCAUACCCUCGGCACCAGCCAGCAGCACUCUGCACCAGCCUCGACGCGUGCCUCCCCCCUCCCGCAUCUCCCAGUCAAGAUCGGCCAGGAGGCGAACCGGGUGCCGGCUUCACCAAGCUCGUGCUACUCGACAGACAGCUCGAUGCUCAGCGAGAGCCGAGGCGGUCAUCCCCGUCGGAAAGCAGUUCCGGCCAGCCGGAUCGAGAGGCCGAUGUCGAUUUCCCGGACCGCGUCCAUCGAGUCUCUCUCGCCCCUCGAGAUUCGCCCACGACUGACCCACCACUCACCCCCACCCUGGUCGAUGGCUGCUGGACUGGUCGAGCCCUGUGCGGAUGAACUGGCGGACUCCUCUCGCUCAGAUGGCGGCCAGACUCAGACCAUCGAACCCACCAGUCCCAACCAUCCAUCUCCUCACCACCCUGCUCACCAACUCAAGCCAAGCCAGAAACGAUCCAGUACGGGCUUGGGGAAACUGUUCAAAUCAGUCAUCAAGUCAUCACUCCGGUCCAUCCCAGGAACCGGUAGUCAUCUUGAUCUAUCCUCCAGUCAUACCACAUCCACCGAUACAAUCCAUCAUCAUCAUCAUCAGGGCAACCAGCAGGGGUGGCCGUCUUCAGGCCAGGCCAAAUUCAACUCGCUCAAGUCGGUUGAUGUUGACUGUAGAACUGCCCUGGCCGAUGAGCAAUCCGACCCCUUAGACAUCACCUUGAUCACCCACCACCACGAGGAAUCAAAUAAGCCUCUAUCACCCCGCAGCCAGAGCUCCUGCUCAAAUUCCACCAUCGACAGUAUAACCACCUCCACCUCCCAUUCGGCCUCAAUCACCCCGAGCUCGAGUUUGUCCAGUCUUCCGGCUAUUGGCUCUGAUUGUCGAAACACAAAGAUACCUGGCUGGCGGCAACAUGAUCUAAACGGGCAUGGCAGUACUGAUCCAAACGAACCACUUCCUCCACUGAUUAACACACCUGACACCGCUCAACACCACAGUUCUUCCAACAGCAACUCCCCCAACAUGUCUACUCAAACCGCCUACAAUCACUCUCCACCACCUGCCAAUUGUUUUGGAAACUCCUAUUCCUCUAACAAUCUCCAUGGCAGGCGUGAUCACCCCAAGUUGAAGCUCAAAGCCAGUUUCGGCUUCCUUCAUAAUCUCAAGCGUGCCGUCGGAGGGGUCGACCAUUCACUCUCAUUUUCCUUCCACAACAACUCCUCCACUUUCCUUACCACCAAUACCAUCAGCCUUCCCUUCGGCACUGUGCUCAGGAACAACGGCUUGGACCCGUUACCGCACUGCCACCCUCUGCCACUCAAGCCAAGCCAGUCCAGUCCUUCGAGCCUCAACUACCCCUCCUCCUUGCCCCCUCGACUCCAGCAGGCCGAGCACUUCCUUCAGCCCGGACAACGCCUCGCUUCAUCCGCAUCCAACCCGGAUUUCUUCGAUGAGCAGCAGUACGACCGUUCGCCGGCGCCCGACCAAAACUUCUCCAUCCCUCCUCCGAAUGAAGCCCAUCAUCGCAGAACAGAUGAAGACUCCCCACACCCUCUCUCCCGUCAUCACAGAGAGAUUGACAACACCCUCCAUCCGCCCAAGUCGCCAUCGAUUGUGCCCGACGAUGCGCCAACGUUGAACUUGAGACCCGUCUCGAUACCCUUUGCAGCCGGCUUCUCCGACCGAUUACUGCUCGCUGAUCUCAACGCCGUCGAGCCUUCAGCCGAGACUCGAAAGGUGCUCAAUGGACGGAAGAAGCAACGACAAGGCUCCGAUCAUCAGGACCAUUGCUCCUGCUGUAGCUCUCUGGCUUCCGAGAACGAGGCCUUGAAAAAUCGGAUCAGGGAGUUGGAAUUGCACAUCUAUAGAAGUCACACUUCCAAAUCAAAGCCUGCUCAGGAGUAACUGAUUGAUUGCCAGGUCAAAUCUCCGAUGAUUAUUGUCGCCCGACUCCAUAAAACAACUAUGAAUAAAAAAACCUAAGAUAUACCAGAAGAAAAAAAAAACUAAACUGAAUUGUGGACCGUCAAUCCACUCGAUUUUUCUAUCGAGCGUCUUCUCCUACCAACAAAAAGAAAGAAAACCCAAACAAA